Messenger RNA from Lineus longissimus, 3337 nucleotides. RefSeq names its product allene oxide synthase-lipoxygenase protein-like. Lineage: Eukaryota; Metazoa; Nemertea; Pilidiophora; Heteronemertea; Lineidae. The transcript has 15 exons. Gene Ontology annotation, biological process: lipid oxidation. The coding region runs from base 45 to 2024 and encodes 659 amino acids. The record is from RefSeq and is a predicted model, not a curated record. Gene Ontology annotation, molecular function: metal ion binding; protein binding; oxidoreductase activity, acting on single donors with incorporation of molecular oxygen, incorporation of two atoms of oxygen.
ACACAACCGACUGACUCUGCGUCAGUGUUGGGAGAUUUUUGGAAAUGUCUUCGUUCAUUAUACGAGUAACGACGGGCCUUAAAUGGGGCGCGGCGACUAACACGAAGGUGAAAAUUCGUCUCUAUGACAGUGAGGGUAUGAAGACGCGAUGGAUAGAUCUAGAUGUCGGCGAAUUCAAUGCUCUAGAAAUCGUGAAUCUUUUGGAAAUGCCCAUUGGGAAGAAGAUUGAGAAAAUUGAGUUAGAAAGGGACGCGUUUUGGUUUCGGACCCCGGGCUGGUACGCUCAACACGUGGAGGUCGAGUCCGUUGAGACGAAUGAUGUGUACUUCUUCCCAAUCCACCGUUGGAUCAUUCAGGGUCGCUUCUACACGUUCAAACAGUACGACACCGUGCUUCCGCAGGGGGAUGAUCAUAAAGAGCAGAGGCACGAAGAACUCGAGGAGAAGAGGAAACACUAUGAAUAUAUGCAGCCGGCACCAGGAUACCCCGUUGUGGUCAAGACGAUCCCCGACGAGGAAAAGUGGAAACUGGAUACAGAGUCACACAUUCGCACAAGAGCAUUGAAACUGAGCAUCGAGAAAUGGUUCACCAAGAUCAACACGGUGUUUCACUCCUGGACCACCAUCAAGGACAUCGAGCAGAUCUACGAAUCGGUUAGCUGGGGCGUCUUCUCCAAACCGAAGCACGUCAUUGACAAGUGGAGCGAUGACAAAUGGUUUGGUGCUCAGAGGUUGUGUGGAGUACAUCCAUUCCUCAUAGAGCAAUGCACGGAGAUACCGGAUAACCUUGGCGUCACGGAGGAGGAUGUGAAAAUCUACCUUGGUGAUGAUGACAUGACCCUAGAGAAAGCAAUUGAGAAGAAGAGGCUUUACAUAGUUGACCUGAAGAAGAAUGAGGAGAUUGGGGUUCAGAACGAUCUGAAGCCGUAUGGACCGAUAGCCCUCUUUUUCGUGAACGACGACAAAGACCUAAUGCCCAUUGCCAUUCAGCUACAUCAGGAGAAAGGUGAUGACAAUCCGGUGUUCUACCCGAACGACGAUGAAAAUCUGUGGACCAUUGCAAAAAUGUGGUUCAAUAUGGCGGAUGGGUCUUAUCAUCAAAGCGUCACCCAUUUUGCCACAUGCCAUAUGGUCGUGGAAGGAAUAGCCGUAUGCACCCACCGUAACCUCUCACCAUCCCACCCUGUCUACAAACUCCUGAUGCCACAUUUCCAAGGCACCAUGGCAAUCAACAAUUUGCUUAUUCACGGUUCACAUGACCUCGUAAACGAGAGCAGCCGCAUUCAGAGCAAGGGUAUGAAUAUCCUGACAGGAAAAGGAUUCAAAGAUUUUCAACUUGAUAUUCACGCUGAUCUUGUGAACGACCUGAAGAAAAGAGGGGUUGAUGAUGAGGAUAACCUUCCUAACUACCAUUACCGAGACGAUGCCCUCCUGCUCUGGUUCGCAAUCCUCAAGUAUGCCGAGAAGAUCAUCAAGCACUUUUAUGAUGACGACGAUAUGGUUGUAGGUGACACGGAGAUACAGCAGUGGGGCGGAGAACUCACCAAGCCUUACCCAGAAGGAUUGGAGUUGAAGGGUGUUGUCGGUGACGGAAAAUUCAAAACUAGAGAUGAGGUGAUCGUUGUGUGCCUUGAAGUCAUUUAUACAGCAAGCGUCAAGCACUGCGCCAGCCACUAUCCAAGUUACGAUGCGUAUGCUUGGUCGCCAAAUCGCCCGGCUUGGCUAAGAGGAGCGCCUCCAAAGAAUAAGAACCCAUUGACGAAAGCUUGUGUUAUGAACACCCUACCCACGAAAGAUUCUAUGCUGGCGACCAUGCAGUCAGUGUGUGGCGAGCAAGCUGACGACAACAGCCUUGGACAUUUCCUCAUCACCUACUUUCAUAGUCCAGACGCGAAAGAUAUACACAAAGAGUUGCUCCAAGAUCUGAAGGAGAUCAGCGAAAAGAUAAAAGAGAGAAACGACUACAGAAAAUACAAAUAUGAGUGGUUGGAUCCAGAGCAUGUUCCCAACUCUAUCUACGUCUAGAGGCCCGGUGAAUGAGAAAUACGAGCGGCUGAAUCCAGAGCAUGUUUUGGCAACUUCAUCUACGUCUAGAGGCCCGAUGAAUUACAAAUACGGGCGUUGGAUCCAGAGCAUGUUUUAGUAGCUUCAGCUAGGCCCUAUGAAUUACAAACACAAGCGGCUGGAUCAAGAGCAUGUUUUGGCAACUUCAUCUACGUCUAGAGGUCCGAUGAAUUACAAAUACGGGUGGUUGGAUCAAGAGCAUGUUUUGGCAACCUCAUCUACGUCUGGAGGUCCGAUGAAUUACAAAUACGAGCGGUUGGAUCCGGAGCAUGUUUAGGCAACUCUAUCUACGUCUAGAGGUCCGAUGAAUUACAAACACGAGCGGUUGGAUCCGGAGCAUGUUUCGGCAACUCCAUCUGCGUCUAGAGCCCGAUGAGAAUUAUCAAAAUGAGUGGUUGGCAACUCCACAAGGGUAGAAUUCGGGAAAUGUUACUAGACUAUUCAAAUGUUAACCUAUCAAACGUUGAUCUUCGCACUCUGGGGCGGGUAGGGUAAUAGGCACAUUAGAAAUAUGUGAUUGGAUUAACCCUCAAAGCAUCAAGAUUUCUUAUUACGAUUGUUGGGAUAUCGCGCCAGCAUCUAAAUCAAUAAAACUAUUAAACAAGUCUCUUCUGAACACUGAAAGCCUUCACAAAAAGAUUUGCGCUUCUCAACCAUGGUGUAGGUCCCGCGAGCUUUGAUAAUAGCUGGUUAGAGCGCUUUUGCAUUAUGCGGUUUGGGUAAGAGGGUUUGGUUUUUUGUAUAUCAAGAACUAAUAAUGAUCAGUCUUUAUCAAUUCUUGCGUACGUGUGAUUGUACAUAGUAUUUCGACAUUAUUGUAUACAGGGGUUUAUGGAAAAUUACGUUGCUCAAGAAAGAACGUCUCUGUCGUCUUCGUUUAAUAGGUGCUUUACAAAAUGUUAGAAUGCGCUGAUGGUUGUAGAUAAAUUUAAAUAUUGUAUACAUUGACCUUCUUCCCGAACCUUCUUCAAAUGACCGACGUGUAAAUAAAGUAAAAGUUAGUGUAAUCUGAAUUACUAAAUUUCCACUGGAGCCAAAGCUACAUGUGGUUUGCCGCCGCUGCGACGACAAAAGCAGGAAUCGGCCUGAAGCCCAAUGGGAAAACAGGGAGGCCGCGAACUGCAUGUGGUAUUGAGGAAUGGGAAUGUCCAUUAGUAUCAGGUUAUCGUUGCAAAGGUAUAUAAUUUGCGAUAAAUGGGACAGAUCAGUAAAAGGUUUAGAAAAUAUAUCUUAUCAUUAAAAUUUAUGUCAAAUAAAUCUUACAUGUAGAUAAA